AUGUCUUCAGACGAAAUCGUCUGGCAAGUCAUAAACCAGCAGUUCUGCUCGUUCAAACUCAAAACUACGAAAGAGAAGACCUUCUGCCGCAACGAGUACAACGUCACUGGACUCUGCAACCGGCAAUCCUGCCCCCUCGCCAACAGCCGCUAUGCCACCGUCCGCGCCCACCCCGGGUCGGGCACGCUCUACCUGUACAUGAAGACGAUCGAGCGGGCCCACACGCCUGCUAAGCUGUGGGAGCGGAUCAAGCUGUCGCAGAACUAUGCCAAAGCGCUAGAGCAGGUCGAUGAGCGCCUGAUAUACUGGCCGAAGUUCCUGGUGCACAAAUGCAAGCAGCGAUUGACGCGGUUGACACAGGUCGCGAUCAGGAUGAGGCGGCUGGCGAGAGAGGAUGAGAGGCUGGGUGAGAAGCUGGUGCCGCGGUUGGCGCCGAAGGUGAAGAGGAGGGAGGAGACGAGAGAGAGGAAGGCAGAGGCGGCGGCCAAGGUGGAGCGAGCUAUUGAGAGAGAGUUGAUUGAGAGAUUGAGAAGUGGCGCGUAUGGCGACCAGCCAUUGAACGUCAGCGAGCAGAUCUGGAAGAAGGUGCUGAAGGGAUUGGAGAGGGGUGGCGAGGGGACCAGAGAUGAGGACUUGGACGAGGGGAUUGAAGAGGAGUUGGAGAAUGAAGAGGAAUUCGAAGAUGAAGAAGGGGUUGGAGAGGUGGAGUAUGUCAGUGAUCUGGAUGAGGAGGAAGAAGAUUUGCAUGAUAUAGAGGAUUGGCUUGGAAGUGAAGAAGAGGAGGAGACUGGUGAUGAGGAAGACAGCGACAGCGAGAGUGACAGCAGUGAAGACGAGUCGAAGGAUACUGCGGGCGCAAAGAGGAAGAGAGCACCGGUGUCGAAGAAGCCCAAGCCGAAGCACCCAAGAAUGGAGAUCGAGUACGAGGAGGAG
Amorphotheca resinae ATCC 22711 is the source of this 933-nucleotide messenger RNA. RefSeq lists its product as hypothetical. The annotation marks the transcript as partial. The transcript has 2 exons. Gene Ontology annotation, cellular component: preribosome, large subunit precursor; nucleolus. The record is from RefSeq and is a predicted model, not a curated record. NCBI's taxonomy places the organism in Eukaryota, Fungi, Ascomycota, Leotiomycetes, Helotiales, Amorphothecaceae. Gene Ontology annotation, biological process: maturation of 5.8S rRNA; maturation of LSU-rRNA.